Messenger RNA from Vicia faba (fava bean), 315 nucleotides. The record is from the annotation of a GenBank genome assembly. Lineage: Eukaryota; Viridiplantae; Streptophyta; Magnoliopsida; Fabales; Fabaceae.
AUGAACCACCAGAAGAUUCAUACAGAUGAUUUUAUUAUGGAUAGAGGUAUUCAGAUAGCUUCCCGCUGUUCGCUUUGGGGUGAGGCGUCCGAAACUUUUCAUCAUCUCAUCUUCAGCUGCAAGUUCUUGAGUCAUAUUUGGAAGUGGAUUAUGAUUAAAUUUCAAAUCAACAACAAUCCUAAUUCUAUAAUUGGUUGGCUUGAUCUCUCAGCUGUCGUAACAAAUCCCCGCAGGCUGCUUUGGUUCAUUGUGCUGCGGUCAUCAAUAUUCUUUUCAAGAUUUGGCAAGCGAGGAAUUAUACAAAGUAAAAUCUAG